AGCUGUGAGGGGCGGGGGCUGAGCCCGGUCGCCAUUGUCAUUGUAGUCGGAGCCGAGACAAAAACCGCGCUUUGUUGACUGAGGGGAAACUGAGGGCGGUGAGAAUGGUUUGCGGCGGUUUUACCUGCUCGAAAAACGCGCUCAUCGCUUUAAACGUGGUGUACAUAUUGGUUGGACUGUUACUUAUCGGAGUGGCGGGAUGGGGGAAAAGUUAUGGCAUUGUUUCCAGCAUAAAUAUCAUUGGCGGAGUCAUUGCUGUAGGAGUGUUCCUCCUACUCAUUGCUGUUGUCGGACUUAUCGGAGCAGUGAACCACCAUCAAGUCAUGCUGUUCUUUUACAUGGUGAUUUUAUUCCUGGUCUUUGUGAUUCAGUUUGGAGUUUCUUGUUCCUGUCUGGCACUCAACCGAAGUCAGCAGGAACACUUACUAAAAUUGACCUGGAACGGAAUGUCAAAUACAACCAGGCAAGAUCUAGAACAUCAACUGAACUGCUGUGGAUUUAUGAAUGAUACAGAAAAUAGUGCUAUUUAUGGCUCUGAUUAUCACAUGUGUACAGCAUCCUGCAAAAAUAAUUGCGAAACGUGUGGCGAUGUCAUGCUGACACAUGCCGGAGAGGCUUUGAGGAUCCUCGGAGGCGUGGGUCUUUUCUUCAGCUUCACUGAGAUCCUCGGAGUUUGGCUUGCAAUGCGGUUUAGGAACCAGAAAGACCCCCGAGCAAAUCCUAGUGCCUUUUUGUAGGAUCCUCCUCCAUUCUCAUGACAGUUAUCUGCUCGACAAAGUUAUCUUUCCCAGGGGUUAUUUUCAUCAAAACCUAAUCGAUUUUAAAAGCAGAAUAAUCUUCACCAAUGCAUGAUGGGAUGGAGCAAAAUGGCCAAACUGCAUGGAUUAUCUUGGUGCUGUGGCUGAUUAGACUCUGAAAUCUGAACCAAAGCUUCCUUCCUUGACGUGAAGUUCUUGCUGCUUGCAUUACGUGCUCUGCUAGCGUGUAAGACCAGGACUUGAGAAAAUGUGCAGUGUUGAGAUAAUUUUAGAAAUUAAUACGGCGCUUCUGUUUCUUUAUUAUGCAGUUAUAAGUGCCAGACAUUAUUGCAUAAUUACAGCAACUAUUGAUGUUUAGCUAGUAUUUUGUUAAGAGGACAAAUAAUUGAAGGGGGGGGGGACUGGGAGGAGGCAAUAAUUUAAUCUCUCCUAACUUUUAAUUGAAUGAAAAGUGUUUUUAUUUUGUUGAACUUUUACCCGCAACACAUCAGAGUUUAAAUUUGAUGGUAACUAAAUUUUGAAUUUCCCAGCAAGACUGGCCAUAUUGAUUUCACGCAAUUAUUCCUUUGAUUAAUCUUUGGUCAAAGCAUAAGAUGAUUCUAUCCUCUGGCUGAUGUCUAACUAAAUAUGUAUGACAAAUUCUGGUGGUUGAUUUGUGGUGUGGCAGCUGCAACAGAGGAGGAAAUGUGAAAAAUGUGAAUACCCGACUUAAGUUUUUGUUUUCCAAGUCCUGGUUUAACUUUUUGUCAUAAUGUUCAUGUCAAUUACCCAUGUUUAAUGUAUAGCUAGACAUACAAUACUACUGAUUUUUUUUUCUCAAUUUUUAUAAUUGAGGGAGCAUUCAAAUGAUGUUUGGAGCUACAUUUGAUUUUUGUCAGGGUAUCUUAAGAUCUCUCAAAGUUGAGGGCAUACCGCUUCCUGUUGUGUUAGGUGUUUUCCAUAGAACUGGUAAAAGCCUUGUCUUGCAGCGGCAUUAAGUAUUUGAUGCUGUAAGUAAUAUUUCUGCAGCAAAAAUAUUAGGUGUUUGGUGUAUGUUUGUAAGCAAUUUCAGAAAACCUUUUGUUAUCAGGUUGAAUGUUAUGAGAAUUGUCUUGUCGAGCUAGUGAGCAAAGCAAAGUGAAGUAUAUCAGUAUUUUAGGGGUAGGAUAAUUUAAGAUAAUCUAAUAAAAUCCUGGUUUGGGGAUGUAUAUGUUAGCUUCAACUUGUUGUAAUGUCACUAGUCAAAGCAUAGUAACCAGAUGUGAUUUGAGAUGUGCAAGUACCAGUGUGAUCCUCUUCUACAAACAAGAGAAAUGUCACUUAUUUUUAAACCAAGAUCUUCUGUCAUUUUGUUCAUCUUUUCAGUUUUUUUCACUAACGGGGGCAGGAUGCAAGACUUGUUUGGAGUGAAGUGUUCAGAUGUUAUAUACUGUAGUUCACUGGUUCUUGCACAAAUGACCAUGAUCUUUUGAAGUUUACAAAGGUAGUGACAGCCCAGGGAGUAGCCCUUCAGGUCUAAACAAAGGGACUUAAAUCGCAAAGUAAAUGAUCUUUAGCUACGUGCACAUUUUUUGCAUGCAAACUGACCUGUAUUUGGUGAGGAUUGUUGAGACUGAAGAAGCAGUGAUUUGGCCUAUUUCAUCUUGUACCUGAAGUGUUUAUAGCAUUAGUGAAAGCAGCUAUAUUGAGAAACUGAUCCUGACCCUGGUUUGAUGUACUAAGUGCAGUUUGAUCUAGUGUACAUUUAUCACAUGUGCAGCAAACCUAUGAUUUCUUACCAAGUUCUUACAUUUUUCAUUUAAAUGAGUGAAGGAAAGUCCAAGUCCUAUGUAUCAAUGUUGUUGGGCUACAUCUUGUUAGAAUAUCUGAAUUUGGCCUUUUAAACAAAAGCUAGAAAUAAAUAGGCAGCAUCAAUGAUAGUAACAAUUAACCUAUUGGAUUAAAAUGGUUUUGAAUAAUUUAAGGUCCCUGAAGUAAAGGAAACAUUUUAACAUUCUAGCUUAAAGUACUGUUGUGCAAAAUAUUACAUGCAGCAGCUCACCUGGGAAUGGGUAGUAAUCUCAAUCUUAUAGUCUGGCAAUAAUUUUCAAUCCUUCAAGGUUAUGAACAAAUUUCCUGCAGUGUUCCACCAAUAACAUACAUUACAUUAUUUAAGUUUGUAACCUUAAAAAAAAAAAAUUAACAUUCAUUGUACAUUUCAGUUAAUUUUAUGUAAUUAUGAGUGUUGACACUUUUGGCCUUUGAU
Messenger RNA from Leucoraja erinaceus (little skate), 2982 nucleotides. It is a transcript of the gene tspan31, whose product is annotated as tetraspanin 31. Gene Ontology annotation, cellular component: membrane. Lineage: Eukaryota; Metazoa; Chordata; Chondrichthyes; Rajiformes; Rajidae. The record is from RefSeq and is a predicted model, not a curated record. The coding region runs from base 105 to 737 and encodes 210 amino acids. The transcript is spliced from 6 exons.